UAUCACUUUUGUAAGUCAUUCAUUUUAGAAACCUUAAACCUCUAAAUAAUAACACGGCUAAAAACUAAAAUGCGAACAAUGUACGAAGUUCUUGCGAUCACACCAUUGAUACAGCUACUAGAGAAACAAAGAGACGUGGUAACUCAUGUAGUUAACGAUUUGAACUGUAUAAUAUAUGAAUGCAAGUUGUGGUUGAACACAGAAGAUACAAAAAACAAAACAUUUCUUCAAAUGAUGCAGUGUAUAGAAGACAUACAGACUUCUGCUUUAAAGACAUGUUCUUCUUUAUUUGAGAAAGCACAGCAAGAAGAUUUAGAAAAUAUGUCACUAUUGACCAGCCCGACUGAAAUUGAUUCAACUAAAGUACAGCAUGAGACUACAUGUAAGAUACAGGAGGAUACCAUGGACAGAGUUGUAAAUUCAAUAGAAGAUUUGAAUAUUUCUAAUUCUUCCAAUAAAACAAAAAUAGAAGAGUUAGAAAUCGCCACCAGAGAUUUAACAAUGAAAGCAAACGUCCAAGAAACUUCGUUGAAUAAAGUAUUAGAACAACUUUUGGUGCUCUCUUCAAGUGUAGAAGAUCUUGAUGGCAAAUAUAAGCGUUUAGAACUAAAGGGAAACAGCAAAACAAAAAAACCAAAGAUAAAGUCUCUUCACUAGCCGGAAGUGGGAAGCCUGUGGGAGGAAGUGUUCAACCGUCACAACCACCUAUAGCAGGUGGUAACUGGUGGGGAAAUGAAGUGAGUUCGUCAAGUAGUGGUCAUUACGGAGGUUGGGGUGGAUCUCAUGGAGGGAGAGGUAGUGGGGGCUGGUCAUGAGUUUGUUUUAUUACCGUACUGUAUUAAUUUCUAGCAUACCAUGAAGGAGCAGCGGCACACCAAUCUGCUUCUUUUUUAAACAUUACACGCCUGUAAAUGACAGCUUUAGUUUUGACAAUAUACGUCUAUAAAUAUAAAAGGCUUUUGUUCCAUUUGUAAUGCAUUUCGAUCUCAUAAUUAUGGUUAUUAUUAUGUUAAUAUUGUAUUGUAUUGCUAUACUCUUCACUUACUAAUUUUAACAUAAAUGCG
Molecule: messenger RNA, 1064 nt
Organism: Physella acuta
Lineage: Eukaryota; Metazoa; Mollusca; Gastropoda; Physidae
Source: RefSeq, a predicted model, not a curated record